Messenger RNA from Trichoderma breve, 2733 nucleotides. RefSeq names its product nop14-like family domain-containing protein. The record is from RefSeq and is a predicted model, not a curated record. Gene Ontology annotation, biological process: maturation of SSU-rRNA. The transcript has 2 exons. Lineage: Eukaryota; Fungi; Ascomycota; Sordariomycetes; Hypocreales; Hypocreaceae. Gene Ontology annotation, cellular component: nucleolus; small-subunit processome; Noc4p-Nop14p complex. Bases 1 to 2733 code for a protein of 910 amino acids.
AUGGCCGGCUCCCAGCUCAAGCGCCUAAAGGCGUCGCUGAGAGAACAAGGAAUUACAGGCCCUCAAAAGUCCAAGAAGCAGCGGCGGAAGCAGGCUCAGGAUGACCCGUCUCGGAACGACAAGCGUCUGCAGAGAGGCGUUGUUCUCGAGGGCAUUCGAGAGCAAUUCAAUCCGUUUGACCUCAAACAUGCUGCGCGCGGGCCCAAGUUUGAGGUGACUACCAAUCGGCCAAAGCCUGGAAAUGCUGCCAUCAAGGGACGACCUGGUCUGGCCAAAGCUGCCGCCGAGGAAAAGCGCAAGCAAACCCUCCUCGUGGAUAUGCAGCGUCGUAACAAGGUCGGUGGUAUUCUGGAUCGACGAUUCGGCGAGAACGACCCAACGAUGGCUCCUGAAGAAAAAAUGCUGGAACGAUUUGCCAGAGAAAAGCUGAAAUCGCACAAAAAGAAUUCUCUUUUCGAUCUGGAGGAUGACGAGCCAAUGGAUGGUUUGACACAUAUGGGGCGAACCUUGGCUUUUGACGACCAGGAGGAUCCAGUGGACGACUUUAACGAGGAUGACCUCGAGGAGGAUGGCGAAGAUAGCGAUGGAUCAAGCCGCGAGAAGCGACUUAAGCGCCUGCGCGCCAUCAUCGCAGCAGGUGAAGAGGAGGCCGAAGAGGGCGAACCCGAGCGUAAAAAGACAAAGAAAGAGGUCAUGGAAGAAGUCAUUGCAAAGUCAAAGCUUCAUAGAUACGAGCGACAAGCGGCCAAAGAUGACGACGAGGACCUUCGGACGCAGCUCGACAAGGAGCUUCCCAACAUUCAACAACUUCUCUCGUUUGGUAUCAAUAAGCGUCAAGACAAUGCUGCGCCGUUGUCUGCCAUUGCGGGCGUCGAACGAGACGCCUUUGACAAGAAUUUCGAUAUUGAAGUCAAACGACUGGCUCAAGAUAAGAGGGCGCAACCGUCCAAUCGCACCAAGACAGACGAGGAGAAGGCAGAAGAAGAGUCUACCAAACUCAAGAAGCUUGAAGAAAAACGCCAGAAGCGAAUGAUGGGCGAAGAGGUAUCAGACAGCGACGAAGACGAAGCGGAUAAGAAACGCGACCAAGUUUCUGGUAAUAUGGAAGAGGAGGAGGACGAUGACGAUGAAUUCGACCUCGGACAGGGUAUCAAGGCUAGACCGACAGCGACGGAGCUGGGCUUUGAUGAUGAGGAUGACUUCAUCAUCGAAGACGACUUGGUGGCUAGUGGAUCUGAUCUGGACCUUGCAGACAGCGACGACGAUUUUGACAAUGAAGGUGAAGGAGAUGACGACAGCUCCGCAAGCCAAGCCGAGAAUAAUGAAGAUGACGAUGACGAAUUCACAAAGGGUCUAUUGAACGAAUCCGAAACUAAAAACCCCAUAUUCCAAGCAAACUUCUCUUCCAACGACAAGCACGACGAGAACGGAUUACCAUUCACCUUCCCUUGCCCUCAGUCAUGCUCCGAGUUUGUGUCCAUCACCAAAGAUUACGACCAGGCAAAUUUGCCAAAAAUCGUCCAGCGCAUUCGAGCGCUACACCAUCCCAAACUUGACAGCAAGAACAAGGAAAAGCUAGCGAAUUUCGCUGUGGCCUUGGUGGACUUUGUGGCUCUUCCUUGGAAUGCAGAGACAUCACCAUCCUUCUCCGUCUUGGAAAGUCUUGUGCGUCACAUUCACUCUCUCUCUAAGAUGUUUCCCCUCGAAAUUGCCAAGCAGUUCCGGCAUCAUCUUGGAGAGAUCAGCCAGACUCGACCCAUUGCGCUGCAGCCGUCAGACCUGACGCUUCUCACAGCGAUUGGGACCAUCUUCCCAACGUCCGAUCACUUCCAUCAGGUUGUGACCCCUGCAAUGCUCACAAUUGGCCGGUACAUUGGCCAAAAGGUGCCUCGAGAGAUGUCAGAUUACGCCAUUGGAACCUACCUGUCCAUUCUGUCCCUGCAGUAUCAACAGUUGGCCAAGCGCUAUGUUCCCGAGGUGAUGAACUUCUCCCUCAACACAAUCUGCUCCCUUGCACCAACAGCCCCGUCACAUCUCUUGGGUAACUUCCCGAUCCAUGAACCACCGGCUGGAAGCCGCAUUAAAAAAGCCAAGGCUGUUGAGCUAAGGCGUCUAAACCUCUCCGACUGCUUGCCUGAAACUUCACAGGGGGGCAGCAAUGCUCUCAAGAUUGCUCUGUUCACUACAACUAUUCAAUUGCUCGAUGCUGCUGCAGACUUGUGGACUGGAAAGUCUGGGUUUUUGGAGACUUUCAACCAAGCCAUUGAAGUUUUGAGUCACAUCAACAGCAAGUCAUCACGAGAGCACCUCCCGGCAGCUGUAAGUGAUAAAGCAGAGAGGCUAGAAGAGAAGUUGAAGCGGAUGUCGCGAGUCUCACAGCUAUCACGCCGGCCUCUGGAGCUUCACCACCACAAACCCCUCGCGAUCAAGACGUAUAUACCCAAGUUUGAAGAGACGUUUGAUCCCGAUAAACACUAUGAUCCUGAUCGCGAGAGGGCCGAGAUGGCCAAACUCCAGAAGGAGCACAAGAAGGAGCGCAAGGGCGCCAUGCGGGAGCUGCGGAAGGACGCCAACUUUAUGGCGAGAGAGAACCUCCGGGUCAAGAAGGCAAAGGACGAAGCCUACGAGAAGAAGUACAAGAGACUCAUUGCCGAGAUUCAGAACGAGGAGGGACGAGAAGCGAAUGCUUACGAGAGGGAGGCCAAGGCACGCAAGCGAGCGAACCGCAAGUAG